This is a messenger RNA of Paramecium primaurelia, 453 nucleotides long. Lineage: Eukaryota; Ciliophora; Oligohymenophorea; Peniculida; Parameciidae. The record is from the annotation of a GenBank genome assembly.
AUGUGUGUAGCACUAAACAAAGUGUUUACCUACAAAUCACAGGAUAUUAAAGUUGCAUAUUUGAUAUAAAAAGCAACCAAAAUUGAUUUAUAUAGAGAAUUAUUUAAAUUGGUUGGAUAAGAAAUUGAGUUGGGCUUCACAUCCGAAAAGUUGCCAAAUCGAGAUUGGUUAGUGAAUACAUUCUUUUUGGUUUCACCAAAUCAUUACUAUUUUAAAUAUCCGAAUUUCAACAUGCUUAGGGGUUUUUCAUUUUAAGAUAUAUAGUAAAUAUAUUAUUAAUAUUAUAACAGAAAAUUAAAGGAUUUGAAUACUUCAAUGUAUCGAUCAAAAAGACUUAGAAUAUUCAAAGUUCUAUUGAAGAACUUUAAAAUUAGAAAGCAAAGAGAGUCGUUCAGUUAAUGGAGAAGGUAAAGACAUAAUUUAAGGAGGGAACAAAAAAGUAAACAAAUAUGA